This is a messenger RNA of Pyrus x bretschneideri (Chinese white pear), 1906 nucleotides long. RefSeq names its product probable receptor-like serine/threonine-protein kinase At4g34500. Lineage: Eukaryota; Viridiplantae; Streptophyta; Magnoliopsida; Rosales; Rosaceae. Gene Ontology annotation, molecular function: protein kinase activity; ATP binding. The coding region runs from base 223 to 1545 and encodes 440 amino acids. The transcript has 7 exons. Gene Ontology annotation, biological process: protein phosphorylation. The record is from RefSeq and is a predicted model, not a curated record.
UCAAUUUUUGCCUUUCGCUUUUGUUUCCGUUGAAACCGCACUCUUCUCUCUCUCUCUCUCUCUCUCUCUCUCUGCAAAAUCCUCCAACAGUCUAAAUUGCUGACUGAACUUUAACUUCAAGAUAAUUCCCAUCAACCCAACAAACACUCCCACCACCUUUAUCUCUCUCUCCGGAGAAAAUUCACAGCUCAAAUUGUCCAUCAACCUUACUUGCCGGAAAUAAUGGCUGUUCCCAGCGAGACAACCGAAACUUCCAACAACUCCCUCUCCCACAAGCUCACCGCCAAAACCCCAUUAUUCAACCUCAAACUCUACGCCGUCAUCGCCAUCCUCGUUAUCUGCCUCCUCUCCGCUGCCCUUCUCAUCUUCCUCUGCCUCUGCAAAACUCGAGUCUCCAGAAAACGCAAGAUGCGCGUGAAGCACAGCUCCGGAUCAAUCCCCCUCGUCUCCAACGAGAUCGCCGAGAUCAAGGCCCCAAGUCCACGCGCCGCCGACAAUUGCGAGCGGAAAAUGGGAAAUGAAAAGUUGAAGGAGGCUCCGCAGGAGGUGGCGGAGAUUAUUGACAUCGAAAGAGGGAAAGUGAACCGGAGCGCGCUGGAGAGUGACGGGUUGGGCCCGCAUAACAUCGGGUGGGGCCGGUGGUAUAGCUUGAAGGAGCUGGAGAUCGCGACACGUGGAUUUUCUCCAGAGAACGUGAUUGGAGAAGGCGGAUACGCCAUCGUUUACCGGGGCGCGUUGCAGGACGGCUCCGUCGUGGCCGUCAAGAACCUUCUGAACAACAAGGGUCAGGCAGAGAACGAGUUUAAGGUGGAAGUGGAAGCCAUUGGGAAAGUAAAGCAUAAGAACUUGGUGGGUCUAAUUGGUUAUUGUGCAGAAGGUGCUCAAAGGAUGCUUGUGUAUGAAUACAUUGACAAUGGCAACUUGGAGCAAUGGUUGCAUGGCGAUGUUGGCCCUGUCAGCCCUCUGACCUGGGACAUUCGUAUGAAAAUCGCCAUCGGGACAGCAAAAGGGCUGGCCUAUUUGCAUGAGGGGUUAGAACCCAAGGUGGUGCACCGUGAUAUAAAAUCCAGCAACAUUCUUCUGGAUAGAAAGUGGAACCCGAAAGUAUCAGAUUUUGGUCUGGCCAAGCUCUUAGGAUCUGAGGCCAGUCAUGUGACUACACGCGUUAUGGGGACAUUCGGAUAUGUAGCUCCAGAAUAUGCAAGCACAGGCAUGCUUAACGAGAGGAGUGACAUAUAUAGUUUCGGAGUUCUACUCAUGGAGAUAAUUACAGGAAGAAGCCCAAUUGACUAUUCCAGACCAGCCGGAGAGAUGAACCUGGUUGAUUGGUUUAAAGGAAUGAUCCAAAGUCACCGUGGAGAGGAUGUUGUUGAUCCUCUGAUUGCAGUUCAGCCCCCUCCAAGAGCUAUGAAGCGAGCAUUGCUGGUUUGUCUUCGAUGCAUAGAUUUAGAUGUCCAUAAGCGACCGAAAAUGGGGCAAAUUGUUCAUAUGCUUGAGGCAGAUGACUUCCCUUUCCGUUCACUUUCUCAGUAUGCCAAUCUCUGAUCUGCAGGAAAAUCGAUCACCUCGAUAAAAGAUCCUCUCCCUUUCCCGUGCAGCUGCCUCCAGUAUUGUUCAAUACACAUCCAAGGAUGCCGGGGGACAGUAACGAAGAGAGAUCGAGAUGGAGAUGAUAAUUUUUAGGCCGAUAGGCAACUCCUGAGGCGCCAUGCGUACAUGAUUUUCCGUUAGUAUAUAUAUAGAAAAGAAAUUACAAGUAUUGAAUGUGCAUAUAUAAAUUUCUAAAUUCUUUUUCUUGAUCUGAUAGAUUGUGUUGAUAUGUUGAGCAUCAUACUUGUAGAUGAGCUUGUAAAUAUAUAAGUACUGGUAUGGUAUUUUUAUAUGUAAGGUCUCUUAAGAAUCUUCA